AUGACUGGGAGCAAGGUUCUUGUGUACCACUAUCGCCAUGAGGGCUCGCCACUGGUGAAAGGCGGACUCGCAGUGGUCGAUCAGAGAGAGUUGGAUGGCAUCUUGGAGAAGCAUCCCGAGAUCCAGAUGAGCAGCAAAUCCAUCGCUCGCGGUGUCAUGACCGUCGAUGUUCAUCAGCGUGACCUCCUCACAAACGAGCAGUCCGAGGGUAUAGGAUCGUAUCCCAACCGCGACGUCAACCUCGCUGGUGUCAAGCUGCCGGUUACUGUAGUUCUCAGUAGUGUGCUGAGUGGCAAUCACAAGAAGAUGAUCAUUCUGAGCAAGAAGUUGUGA
Recurvomyces mirabilis is the source of this 333-nucleotide messenger RNA. RefSeq lists its product as uncharacterized. The record is from RefSeq and is a predicted model, not a curated record. Lineage: Eukaryota; Fungi; Ascomycota; Dothideomycetes; Mycosphaerellales; Teratosphaeriaceae. The transcript has 2 exons. Bases 1 to 333 code for a protein of 110 amino acids.